Penicillium cataractarum is the source of this 2589-nucleotide messenger RNA. Its product is annotated as putative nitrate reductase. The transcript is spliced from 6 exons. Gene Ontology annotation, molecular function: oxidoreductase activity; molybdenum ion binding. The coding region runs from base 1 to 2589 and encodes 862 amino acids. The record is from RefSeq and is a predicted model, not a curated record. Lineage: Eukaryota; Fungi; Ascomycota; Eurotiomycetes; Eurotiales; Aspergillaceae.
AUGGCCACAAAACCACACCACACGCGCCCCGACCGCAGUCAUGGUGGUUCUUCCAAGCAUGAAAUUCAAAACGAACUAGACUGGACCAAGACUCAUAGCCACCGUAUCGGAUUUCGCGAUCGCAAUGAUCGGCAUCCGGGAUACACCGACGCCGGAGAUGAAUGGAAUGACGAGCGGCAACGAGAAUUCCUGGCCCAGGCCAAGAGAGAAGCCGAGGAGCUUAAGUCUCCCAUCAAACCAUCAAAGGAACAAGAUCUCUCCAUCAAUGAGAGCGACCAAUUCACUCCGGACAACUGGAUCCCCUGUUCUAGCAACCUCAUCCGUCUAACGGGCAAACACCCACUUAAUUGCGAGCCUGAACUGACAGCCCUCUUUGACGCGGGCCUCAUCACCCCGAACCAUCUCCACUACGUAUGCAAUCAUGGGCCCGUACCCCAUCUUCUUUGGGAAACGCAUCGAAUUGACGUUGAGGAUGGAAAGCUCGUCCUUUCGAUGGAUGAUUUACUGAACAACUUUGACGCAAUCAGCAUCGCCGUGGCACUGGCCUGCGACGGCAAUCGUCGAAAAGAGCUGAACAUGAUCAGAAAAUCCAAAGGGUUCAACUGGGGCGCUGGUGGCAUCAGUUGCGCAUUUUGGAAAGGCCCUCUCUUGUGCGACCUACUUGAAGCUGCUGGCAUUGAAGAUGAGAGCACUCAAAAUAACGGUGUUCGGUGCUGGGUACAUUUCGAAGGUGCAAAUGAGCUCAGUGAGGGAAGAUACGCCACCUCUAUUCCACUCGCAUAUGCCAUGGACCCUGAAAACCAUGUAAUCCUAGCCUAUGAAAUGAACAAUGUCCCACUACCACCAGACCACGGCUACCCCGAUUUGGUUUCCGACAAAGAGAAUGAUAGUCAUUAUCAUAUCUGGGACAAUCGUGUUCUUCCAAGUUUUAUUCGUGCUAUGGACUCAGAGUUUGCCAACACCAUGUUCCACCAUCCGAGUACGGCUUGCAACGAGCAGAAUCUGAACUCGAUCAUUGUCAAGCCUGAGCAUGGCGAGACUAUUCGGCUGUCUGAUGUGAAUAGUAACAUAAGCUACCGAAUAUCCGGCAUCGCAUAUGACGGCGGCGGCCACGAAGUUCAGAGGGUGGAAGUCAGUUUAGACGGCGGGGAAACUUGGUUAUACUGUGUCCGAAAAUUCCCUGAAUACCCAGUUCGUCAUGGGAGAAAAUUCUGGACAUGGCUCCACUGGCAGGUGGAUGUUGGAUUAUCCCAUCUCGUUCGAGCCGAGAGUAUCGUCGUCCGCUGCUUCAACGUCUUCAAGAAUACACAGCCACAAAAGCCUUCCUGGAACAUAAUGGAAAUCCUACACAAUGAUGCCAGCGACGGUAUCACCCUCUAUUUCCGACACCCGUGCGAGCCCGGCACCGGAAACGGAGGCUGGAUGCAGCCCUCAACGGAGAAUCAAAUUGAAAAAAUCAAGCACGAAGUUGGCUCACCGCAGAAACAGUUUACCCGGGAAGAGAUCGAGAAGCAUAACAAAGAAGAUAACUGCUGGAUUGUGAUCAAUGGCAAGGUCUAUGAUGCGACAAGUGUGCUUGAUUGGCAUCCUGGUGGCAAGGCACCGAUUAUGGCGCAUGCGGGUAAAGUGCAUGUUGAUACCACUGACGAGUUUGAGAGUAUCCAUGAUGAUUAUGCGGAGCAGAAGUUGAGUGAAUGCGGGCUGGGCCUGGUCACCGAGAAGGCAAUGGGUUUCAUCAAGGGACAAGCCGAAGAUGCAGCCAAAGAAAAAGCCAACCCUGCAAAUAAGGAUUCAGAAACCGUAUUCGAUUGCCACAGUUGGAAUGCCGUACGUUUUGCAAAGAAAAAAGCCCUUUCAGGAGACACGAAUCAGUAUACCUUCUUCCUCCCACCGAAUGCAAAGCAGCUUGGGCUUGGAACGUGUCAACAUCUCCAACUAGGCUUCCACUUCAGCGACCAGCUCGUCGUCCGGCCAUACACGCCCACGCGACCGGUGUUCGAGAAAGAGGAAGAUGGAACAUUUGAUCUCGUCGUCAAGACAUACCGCCCGGACAAAUCCCAGCCAGGCGGGACAAUGAGCAACAUCCUCGACUGUCUCCGUCCGGGAGAGGAAAGGCCAACUGGAGAGAUUAAUUAUGUCGGUCAAGGGAAAUUCCUGGUCGAUAAAAAGGAAUACCAUUUCGACAAAGUUAGCCUUGUACUAGCCGGUUCUGGUAUAACGCCCGGAUACCAGCUUAUCUCGUGGAUUUUGCGUGCGAAAGAUCUGGGUGAGGAUGAAGAUACGACUGCUCUGAAGGUUGUUGAUGCAAACAAGACGGAGGGAGAUAUUCUGUUGAGAGACGAGUUGGACCAGUUUGCCAAGAAACAUCCAGAUCAAUUCCAGAUCACACAUGUCCUUUCGCAUCCUAGCGAUGACUGGAAAGGAGAAAAGGGCCAUGUUUCAAAGGAGAUUUUGGAGAAGUAUACUUUCAGGCCUGAGAAGGGGACUGUGGCGCUACGUUGCGGUCCUCCAACUAUGAUCCAGAAGGUUGUACUUCCAGCAUUGCAAGAGAUGGGGUACAAGGAAGAUGAGAAUCUAUUCGGAUUUUGA